Messenger RNA from Branchiostoma belcheri (Belcher's lancelet), 1066 nucleotides. RefSeq lists its product as uncharacterized. The transcript has a single exon. The record is from RefSeq and is a predicted model, not a curated record. NCBI's taxonomy places the organism in Eukaryota, Metazoa, Chordata, Leptocardii, Amphioxiformes, Branchiostomatidae. Bases 21 to 374 code for a protein of 117 amino acids.
UGUGAUAUUCCACAGAAAAGAUGGCGGACGACAACCCGGAAGUGAAGUGCUCUCCAAAUACUUGCAACGAACUCACGACAAAUGCAGCGGUGCGGGACCAAGAAAACAUGGAGGUGGACCAGAAUGGGCACCAGGAAGAAAACGAUGGGAAAAACUGGGAGCUGACACAGACCGACAAGCUGAACAAGUCCCUCCUAACGUCAUUCCUGGAUCGUCUGAACCAGCAGGAAGCGCCAUUCCCACAGCAGACGGCAGAGGAGGAUGAGAGGUUCGGCACUUCCGGUCCGGAGGAGCAGGAGUUCGAGGACUGUGCGCCGAGCCAGGACAUCCCUCCACUUGUCAGAAACACAGGACCUGUACAAAAUGACUCGUGAAGGACACGUGCAUUUAUGUUAAACACAUCCUUUGUUCAACACAAUUAUGUAACGUUAAUGUCAUUACCAUAGAAAUAAUUAUCAUUCAUGAUCCUAAUUAUCUUUCUUGAACUUCUAUUCUGUGUAACAUAAUGUUGCAUCCAUACUUGAUACCACUUAUAGGAUUCUAUACGUCUACGAAGCAAAUAUAAUGCUUUUCAGAUGAUAGCUAUCAUCUGGUAUCAAUGGCCUUUCCUCUCAUGUUACAUUCAUUUUUGAUUGACUACUGUAACAGUGCGGUUCAAGUGCCACUACCUAAUGCAAUUUUUUUUGCGAUUCCAACAAUGAGACUAGCCAUUGAAAAGGCAUGCAACUUUUGCGAGCUCCAGUCGAAGAUCACAAGACUGUGCAGUGUCAGUGACUACUGAGCCAACAUAGGGGAUCCACAAAACAGACUUAGAGAAUGGGGCAGGCAGUAGUAAUAUCGUUGAGGGGAAGAACAGGACUUUGAUUAUGGUCUCGCACUGCAGAUUUGUGUGUUCAAGAAAUUAAAACAAAAGAGGCCGAAGACUGAUGUUAAACUCAAAGCACAGUCACGACCCUACUGUGCGACACUUCUUUCUUAUGUUAGUUGAGAAGAAUGUUUGUUCAGUAUCUCAAAAACAUAAUGUUGAUUCCUUUGGAGCUACAUGUAUUAAUAAAGUUGACAUAUG